CGAGCUCUCUAAGACCUAGUGCAGCAACUUCAUCAGCAAUACCCAAAGCAUCAUCGAGUUCUUCGGCAAUGUCCAAUCCAGCUGCUUCGUCACAGCCACAAGCACAGGCACCUGUUCUAUUGUCGCCAGCUACAGCUGAUCAAGCUGGCGGAGGGGUUCCAUCCGGACCUCCGCCACAGACUUCCUUCACCCCGAAUGCUCUUCAACAGUUCAGAGUAGCAAACUUUAUCGAAGGCAUCGAGUCUGGUUUCUUUGCUGGUGUACUCGAUUCUCUCAACCAGGAUCCCACCUUCAAUAAUGCUUCGGCGGAUGGUAAAUCGAUAGCCAACGUCACUACUCAAAUUGCCGCCCAAGAGCUAGUCCACAAGGCAACGUUGGAAGGCCUUCUAGGACUGGCUAUGCAACCUGCAGUACCUGCUUGCGCAACAAUAUUCCCUGUGAAAGACACGAACGAGUACCUCGCUAAAGCAAACGUUGUUACCAGUGCCGCUAUUGGUGUCAUCAUCUCCAUCGUGCAGUCUCUAGCAGCAAGCGACGGUCCAAACCUCCUCGGGCCUCUGUCGAGUAUCUUGAGUGUCGAGUCACAGCAAGACACUUUCUUCCGCAUGACAGGUUCCAAUACACCGAGCGCCUCACCUUUCAACACCGGUCUAUCCAACACGUUCGCAUACAACAUCGCCCUCACUUUCGUCGACCCUCGCAGCUGUCCGCAAUUACUCCCGCUUCCAAUCCUCCCCUCGCUUAAUGUCACGUCGCCGGUGAUGAACGCGACAGCUCCAGCGACUCCCCCUACUUCCAUCGCUUUCACCGUAUCUGGAGUCCCACAAGGUGGCAAUCUAUUUAUUGGAUGGGUGAACCAGGCAAACCCUGUCGUCUACUCGAAUGUUACUGUCAAAAAUGGAGUCGGGAUGGCGGACAUCCCACCGGGAAUGACCGGUAUGGCAUUUGCGGCGUUGACGGCGCAGAAUACGGCGAUGACGGUUGAUGCUUUGACGAAUGCUACACUGGCGGGACCAGCUCCUAUUCUUAUGUCGUAAUGAAAAAGCUAGCGUUGCCGUAUUUUUUGCUGUUCUGUUUUCAUACCUAGAGCUUGAGCCUUGUUUAUUAUAUGGAGGUACAUAGUAUGCAGGUCUCGGUAUUCUCGUCUUAGCAUCAUUGUUUAGAUAUCCUCGAGCAUUGCUUGAAAUAGUUACGAAUUUGUCUUACUCUAACUUCCCUAAGAUCAACGAUUUUACAAUAUGAUUCGAGUGAGGUUUGCGGCUCUGUUGUAGAUUAGAG
Mollisia scopiformis is the source of this 1278-nucleotide messenger RNA. RefSeq lists its product as uncharacterized. Lineage: Eukaryota; Fungi; Ascomycota; Leotiomycetes; Helotiales; Mollisiaceae. The coding region runs from base 69 to 1037 and encodes 322 amino acids. The transcript has a single exon. The record is from RefSeq and is a predicted model, not a curated record.